Messenger RNA from Haliotis rufescens (red abalone), 2618 nucleotides. RefSeq lists its product as uncharacterized. Bases 648 to 2447 code for a protein of 599 amino acids. The transcript has 8 exons. The record is from RefSeq and is a predicted model, not a curated record. NCBI's taxonomy places the organism in Eukaryota, Metazoa, Mollusca, Gastropoda, Lepetellida, Haliotidae.
GGGAGUCGUCAACUCAGAGUGGUGGGAAAACUCCCUCAGAGGUUAUAUUCUAUUCUGAUUUGAAAAUGUGCCCCACUCAAAGCAUAUGCCAGUUGAGUGGGUACAAGAAUGUGCAACUUUAAUACUGAUGGUACUUGGUGCGUAUUUAUCUAAAUGUCUGUGGAGUGUUAGGUCACGAUGUUCUUUUUUAUUUAUUGACUCGAAGGUUGAGUAUACAAGCCAACGUUGACAUAAUUUCUGUUAUUUUCUAGAUCAGACAUUGAAAUGUACAUUUGUUGGACGCAAAAGUGGCACUGAAGUGAGAUGCACAGCAUCAGGAGAGAAGUGCGAAACUGUCCCCCUAGUGAGUUGAGCACCAUACCCGGAGAAAGCAGAGGACGUAUUAACAUUUUCACAGGGAGGUUGAUGAUGAUGAUAGUGAGUAUCAAUACGACGACAGUUUUGAGGAAUAUACCAGCGAAGAAGAAAAAGAAGAAGAAGAAGAAGAAGAGGGGGGGAAAGAGGAAGAGUGUUUGGAGAGAGCAGAGGUCCAACCAGUUGAGUGGACAGCUAUAGACCUCCAAAAUGGUGUCAAGCUUCUUGUUCCCGAAGUCGUAUCAGAAUUCAAGUGCCAAGCCGUCCCACUAUCAGCUGAAUCACGCACGGAGAUGCUGACACUGUUUCCACACUAUCAUGACGAGACCAUGGUCAGCGAUGUUUACAGCUUGGAAGGCGAGGAAAUAAAAUCUUUGAACUGCAAUCCAAAGUUCCUACAGAUCCCGCUCGUAUUGCCAACCACGAGACUCGAUGUUAAUGUCCUCUUCCGGUUCCACGUCAUGGUAUGUGGGGAUGAUGGUUGGACGCCAGUGCCGGCACAGUACGAGGAUUAUCUUCUGAAAUUCCCAGUACAGAGUGGAAAGUAUUUCGUUGCCUAUGCGCGCCCAAUACCAGAGUUUAAGAGAAUUUCUAGGAAUGCGUUUACAUUCGUCUCUGCCAAGGACAAAUGCAUCAAAGUGCACAUCCCAGAAGGUGCUGUGGACACCGAGAUGACUAUCUCAGUUAAGGUACAGCCCGUGGACACAGACAGACUGAAAUGGUACAGAGCUUAUGACCCAACAGCAUUUGAGGGGAUCUAUGCUCUGUCUGAUAUUCUGAGUGUACGACACAAAAUGGAAAAUGUAUUCAGAAUAGACACAUCUGUCCAGCUACCAAUUGCAGAUUUGUCAGAAGAGGAUUAUGAAUUAAAAGGCAUAAGUAUUGAAAAUAAUAAUUACGUCAUCAGAGACAUUGAGAAAGAGAGUUCCUUCAAAGGAUUUGCGGUGAUGACUCACACCGUGAACAAUACUACAAGUUGCCAAGUGGCCUGUGUUCGGCAAGGCGUAGCUUCAUCAGCCCUGAGAGAGGCAGCUAUGUUCCAGGCCAGAAAGAUGGACAUGUGUACUGUUCUAAUGUACAUCUCAAAAGAGAACCGUGACAGAUGGCUCACUGUUGAGCUUGUAGAAUCCCCUUCUGCAAACCAGGUAGCUGAAGCCAGGCAGCAAAGGAACUAUUUUGAGAUCAUUGGAAGUAGGUCAGGGAACUUUCCGAUACAUCUAAAGGACAGGAUACGAGUGCAUCUGUCAGGAAAUAUGAGGAGUGCAGACCAAGUAAAGAAAACUAAGUACACAUUUGCAUACAAAUCUCAGUUGAGGAAUAACUGCAUACAGUUCAGGACACAGAAGGCAUCAGCUGGAACUGUUUACAGUGUUGUGGAGGUUUCCAUUGGUGCACAACGGGUUCACGAAGUCCACUUCAACUAUCCUGAACCUGGAUAUAACAUAAAGGAAAUCAAAAACUUAUGCCAAUAUAGAAUUGAGUCAGUCCCGACCACAGAACAAACCAAGAACUCCCCUUCAAGGACACCUCAAGAACCACCUAGGAUUAGUGACAGCGAGACAACGUCUUCAUCCGGUGGGUCAAGCGAUACUGGUUAUAAUACUGAAGGAUCUGAGAGACACAGUGAUGCACCACCACGAAUGAGAAGGAGUGAAUCAUUAACUGUGCCAGAAGCAAAUGAGGGAGUAUCUGGUUCCACUGCAUCAAGACUAUCAAGGAGUGUGUCCGUGCCUGAGUCAGACACUGGUGCAUCGUCUGCCCCUGAACACGAACAUCAAAUUCUGACCGAAAAGAGUUUCCUUGUGUUGGGAAGGCACGUGACUUUACGAGACUGCCAGAAUGUCCUCAUCACCCUCGGUAUGAACUUUGACACAAUAUCCAAGAUCAAGCAGGAUGCAAGAGAUGAGGAUGUCAGUGCCGUGUUCCUCCUCUUGUUGAGGUGGUACCAGAGCAUGAAAGCAACCAAGAAGAGUGUUGAUCUUAUCAAGGACCUGGAGCGUGCCCUUGUCAAGAAUGGUCGUGCUGACCUAUCAAGAAAACUUAAAAAAGUUAGGAAAAAGGGUAGAGGGCUCACCAAUAAAGACUUUGAGUGAGACCACGUAACUCGCAUGCACACGUGAUAUGGCAAUGACCAAAUGUGCAGUUAAGCCAAAGAUCUGGUACUUUCAACAUGCGGAGGCUGCACCAAGAUGAGGCGGUAGUGAGUUUGGUUUUACGCCGCUUUUAGCAUUUUCCAGCAACAUCAUGGCGGGGGACACCAGGAA